UGAAACUUUACUGAGACUCUUUUUGCACACAGCUGAUCCACCCAAAGCCCCGCCAUACUGUGCGCGGCUGUGGCCGUGCUAAGCUGAACUGCUUAUGCCUCCAAAAAGUUUGCCGAAGUACACAAUCAGGGUGGGCCUCAUUUGGCUCGUCCCGGUGGGUACUUUGGUGCUGGGCUGCUUUCAUUGGACGCCUCUUCUGUUGGCCUUGCUGCUGACGCCGCUGGAGGUUCCAAAGGUGAGGAGCCGGCUUUUCGGCGGCCGCGCAAAGAAGCUGCUGCCGUGUUUAAAGGUGCCAGCCUUGCUGCGUUUGUCCCUGCUCUGGGUACUUCAGGUUUGGUUCAUCAUUCUUUGGAGGGCGAACGCACCAAACUCUGACGCGCAGUCACCAGAAGCAUCCAGUGAAGACUUAGAAGCUUUGAGAAUAUCUGUGGUGUUGCCUUGUGCCGGUGAGGGCCUCUAUGCUCUGAACACCGUCCGGGCGGUCUACGAGUCCCUGCCGCCGGGUGUGCUCCAUGAGAUCAUCGUCGUAGACGAUGGGACGGAGCCACCUUUGUCGCAGAGCUUUUUGACGCCGGAUGUGCUGGAGAAGUUUCAGGUGACCAUUCUUCGGCAUGCUGAGACAGUUGGCCUGAUCGGUGCCAAGAAGGGCGGUGGGGAUGCAGCCACUGGCGACAUUAUCGUUUUCUUUGAUUGUCAUGUAGCUCCUCAGCCUGGCUGGCACGAGUCCUUCGUCAGGCUGAUCGGUGAAAAUUAUCGCCGGAUCGUCACCCCGGUCAUCACAGACCUGGAUGUCGGGACUUGGCAGCAGCGUGGAACUGGUGGGCAGGCAAAAUGCUACCUCACCUGGGACGCAGACUUCAAGUGGUUUGAGUCGGAAGAUCCGUACGUGCCGAUUUUGUCCGGAGGUCUUCUUGGAAUCAGCAAACGCUGGUGGAAUGAGACCGGAGGCUACGACGUACAAAUGGUUGGCUGGGGCGGUGAAAAUCUUGACCAGUCCUUGAGGAGUUGGCUUUGCGGCGGUGAGAUCAUGAUGGCGAAGGAUUCUUUCGUUGCACACAUGUGGCGCAAACCUGACGAUCCACGCACACGGGCGAAGUACACCUUGAAAGCAGGUGCGGCCAAUCGGAACCGCUUGCGUGCAGCCGUGGCUUGGUUUGGCGAGUUUUCAGAAAAACUCUCCUCCUUCCCCAGUCUGCAGUCUGAGCGACGAAAUGCCGAUGGCACUCCUUGGUACGGGGAUUUGAGCAACAUUUUGGAGGUCAAGAACCGGCUGAAGUGCAAAUCCUUCGCUUGGUUCAUGCAUCGGUUCAAGCAUGUCUACGAGGAUGGAGGACUGAUUCCCAAAGAGACUUUCACCCUGAAGGACGCUUCACAUAGUGAUAUGUGCCUCACCUAUGAGGGAUCUGCAGGGACUAGCCCGAAUGGGCGGGGCACAGCAGUUCUUGCACCUUGUCACGGUGGCGAGAGACAACGUUGGCAUGGUGCCAAUCGCUUUGACAAGGGUGAGUGCUGUAGCGGACUUCGUGCUUGGAACACAGACCAAUGCGUGACCGGGGUUCUUGAUGGAAAGGUUUCGACCUUUGUUUGUGAUGUAUCUGGCCAAAAUGCUCAUCAGGCAUGGCAGUUGGAUUCUGGACAGCUGAAACAACGCAGUGGAGGCUUCAUGCAGAGUGACUGCGUGACUCCUGCAGAUGGCAGCCUCAAGGUGCGGCGGUGUAGUGGGGCUUCAUGGCUUCAGGACGACGUGCUUGAGCCGAUAGAGUCCAAUCUGUACAAGAAGGCUCUGGCUGAACUUCAGCUAUGAUAAAA
This is a messenger RNA of Cladocopium goreaui, 1809 nucleotides long. Lineage: Eukaryota; Dinophyceae; Suessiales; Symbiodiniaceae. The record is from the annotation of a GenBank genome assembly.